This is a messenger RNA of Pseudopipra pipra, 2545 nucleotides long. RefSeq names its product centrosomal protein 55 (gene CEP55). The record is from RefSeq and is a predicted model, not a curated record. The coding region runs from base 5 to 1384 and encodes 459 amino acids. Lineage: Eukaryota; Metazoa; Chordata; Aves; Passeriformes; Pipridae. Gene Ontology annotation, biological process: mitotic cytokinesis; establishment of protein localization; regulation of phosphatidylinositol 3-kinase/protein kinase B signal transduction. The transcript is spliced from 8 exons. Gene Ontology annotation, cellular component: midbody.
AAAGAUGAACCCCAAGACCGCCAAAGAUCGUAUUAUGGGCAAGUGGGGCUUAAAGUCGAGCGGCUCCAGAGCUGAGAGUGGGCUGGAGAAGGGUAAACAGGAGAGCGCUGGGCUGCGGAAUCAUCCCACGGAGGAAGCCGCCCCCGGGAGCGGCGGGAUGGCGGAGGCGGAGAGGAGCGGGCUCCUCCAGAAAAUACAUUCCCUUGAAAAAGAAAAAGAAAAACACAACCAUCUUGUUGGAGAGAAAGACAGGGAAAUCCAAAACCUGAAAGACAAGCUGAAGUCCAAAACCAAUAAUAGUGAAGUCUCCUUACUACGAAAUCAACUAGAGGAAAAAACAAAGGAAGCAGAAAGGAGAGAACAGUUACUUUGUUCUCUAUCAGAAGAAAUUAACCGGUUAAAAUGUAAUUUAUCUGCUGUCAUGGCAAAAUGUUCUGAUCUCGAGAACAAAGCCAGUAGCACUUCUCAGGCAUCCCAGGAAGCUGUAACAAACAGCACUGAAGUUGAAAGACAAUUGAAAGAUGCUCUUGAGAAAAACCAACAGUGGCUACUGUAUGACCAGCAACGGGAAGCAUAUGUCAGGGGAUUGCUUGGGAGGAUCUUUGAACUUGAACAGAAGUCAGAAGUAGUUAACCAACAAGAAUCUAAAGGAUUCAGUUCAGAAGGUCAUCUGCAAGAGGAAAAGCAAGAAUACUAUGACCACCUGCUACUAACUGCUAAGAGGGAUCUUGAGACUGAAAGAUGCACUGUAACCCAGCUGAGAUCUGAACUUAAUGAAUUCAAAAAGAAAUAUGAAGAAACACAAGGAGAAAUAAUGAGUUUAAAUGCCUUAUUGCAGUCACAACGGGUUGCUGAAAUGAAGGCUCAAGAAAAUGAAAAUAAAAUGAAAGAGAAAGUGCAGAGACUAAAACAGGAAAAUGAAAUUUUCAAAGAAAAGCUCAGAGAAGGAAAAAAAAAAGCUGAAGAUCUUUCUUGUCAGGUGCAACUUCUUCAUAAAUCGUUGCUGAAACAGAAAGAGGAGCACACAAGGAUAGCUUUGUUGGAACAACAGAUCCGGACAUGCACCACAGACUUAGAGAAUGGAAAGCUUGAUCGCCAGAACUUGGAGCAUCAGUUAAACAAAGUCCUCAAGGAACUGCACAAGGCCAGGGAGCAAAUAUCCCGUCUGGAACCUCUGAAACUCCGAGAAUCUGGACGUGUGGAACUACAAGAAGAUCUGCAAGCUCUGUUUGACGAGAAGCUGACCACGUAUGACAGAAGUCCUUCCCCAAAACAUUCAAGCCUCCUUGAUGAAAGUUUUCUCGAGUGUCCCAGAUGUAAAAUGAUGUAUCCAACAAGCCAGCACAGAGAAUUGUUGGCACAUAUUGACUUCUGUACAGCUUGAGCUCCAAAUGGACUUACUAUAUUUGCUUUACACAUACUGCCAAUAUGCUCAGCAAGAGAUCUUUUAAAGCUUUAUUCUUAAGGUUGCAUAAAGGACUGCUAGUUUUAUAAUUCAGUUCUACAGAAACAUUAAGAGUAUAAUAAUUUGGCCUCAAAUAUUUUACCUGAUGUUUUUGCAAAAAAGCAGCUAUUGCACUUUUGGUUGCAAAUGGAAAUAUUUUUAGAAUUAGGAAUAUCUUAAAUAGUAAACUACUGACUCUUUUUUUUUUUUUGCACUAUUAAAUAUAAGAACAGUAAAAGCACAGCUAUUGUGUCAGACUUUAUUUUAACAUUUGGCAUAUCCAGUUCUUGGUUGGUGAAUCCUGAUGAUUGUGCUUGUACCUUAACUAACAAGAAUAGCUGCAAAAGAUUUUUGGCCCUCGUAGGUGCACUAUAUAUAUAUAUUUAUAUGUACAUGGUGUGUGUGUGUAUGUGUAGUGUGUAUAGUAUAUAUAGACAUGAACCAUAUACAUGUGAAAUGUCAUCUUGAUACACAAAAACUCAGGAGGGCCAUGUUAGAUCUUUGCUGCUUAAGAUUCAUGUUGAAAACAUCAAUCAUAAGCAGCUUAUUUUCCUGAACCACAAUCAGGGGUGACUGAAAUUCUGACCAAGGUUUAAGCUCUUCUCAAAAAAACCAACUUCCUAGCAAAUACAAACUUCAUUGGUGCUGAAAAGCUUAUAUUUCAGACAAUGUCAGAGGCCAUUUUUGAAGUUUGGAUAUAGAAUUAUGCUGAAUUGAACUUGUUUGUACUUCUAUAUUUUAGAGGUUAAAGUUGAGAAAUGUCAGUUAUUCAAUCUUAUAUUUGACAAAUGUCCCAAACUGCAGUUUUUAUAAAUUGCUGUAGUGGAUUUGAAGUGUCACUGUAUUUUGGUAUUACUACAGGAAACAAGUUAACGAUGAAUUCUGGCAACAAAUUAGAAACUGGCAAAAAAAUUCCCUUAUGGAUUUGGAAUUGCGGCAUUAUUUUUCUCUAGCACCUGCUGUAAACCUGAAUCUGUUUCCAGUGUUUUGUUCCUUGCAUCUGUAGUGAAGUCCAAAAAGAAGUUCCUUCCGUGGAAAUUAUUAAAAUGAGAAAAUUUUACAAAAAUACACUAGUUGAGAAUAAAUUUGCUUCUUUUACAA